CAGCGGGGGUGGGGAUCGGUUCGGGGGAGGCCUGGGGCCGCUCGCUAGUGCGCUGUCUCCGCCACCCCCCCUUUCGCCGCCGCCGCCGCCGCCGCCGCCGCCGCCGCCGCCCCGGGCAUGUCGUCCAACUGCACCAGCACCACGGCGGUGGCGGUGGCGCCGCUCAGCGCCAGCAAAACCAAGACCAAGAAGAAGCAUUUCGUGUGCCAGAAAGUGAAGCUAUUCCGGGCCAGCGAGCCGAUCCUCAGCGUUCUGAUGUGGGGGGUGAACCACACGAUCAAUGAGCUGAGCAAUGUCCCUGUCCCUGUCAUGCUAAUGCCAGACGACUUCAAAGCUUACAGCAAGAUCAAGGUGGACAAUCAUCUCUUCAAUAAGGAAAACCUCCCCAGCCGCUUCAAGUUCAAGGAGUACUGCCCUAUGGUGUUCCGAAACCUCAGGGAGAGGUUUGGGAUUGAUGACCAGGAUUACCAGAACUCAGUGACACGCAGUGCCCCCAUCAACAGUGACAGCCAAGGCAGGUGUGGCACCCGUUUCCUCACCACCUAUGACCGGCGUUUUGUCAUCAAGACGGUGUCGAGUGAGGACGUGGCCGAGAUGCACAACAUCUUAAAGAAAUACCACCAGUUCAUAGUGGAGUGUCAUGGCAACACCCUCCUGCCGCAGUUCCUGGGCAUGUACCGCUUGACUGUGGACGGCGUGGAGACCUACAUGGUGGUCACCAGGAAUGUGUUCAGUCAUCGGCUCACUGUACAUCGCAAAUACGACCUCAAGGGUUCUACUGUUGCCCGAGAAGCCAGCGACAAGGAAAAGGCCAAGGAUUUGCCAACAUUCAAAGAUAAUGACUUCCUCAAUGAAGGGCAGAAGCUGCAUGUGGGAGAAGAGAGUAAGAAGAACUUCCUGGAAAAACUGAGGCGAGACGUUGAGUUCCUCGCCCAGCUAAAGAUCAUGGACUACAGUCUACUGGUGGGCAUCCACGAUGUAGACCGGGCAGAGCAGGAGGAGAUGGAGGUGGAAGAGCGGGCAGAGGAUGAGGAAUGCGAGAACGACGGGGUGGGCGUGGGCGGUAGCCUUCUCUGCUCCUACGGCACGCCUCCAGAUAGCCCCGGCAACCUCCUCAGCUUCCCCCGGUUCUUUGGACCAGGCGAGUUCGACCCCUCUGUCGACGUCUAUGCCAUGAAAAGCCAUGAAAGUGCCCCAAAGAAGGAGGUCUAUUUCAUGGCCAUCAUCGAUAUCCUCACACCGUAUGAUGCUAAGAAGAAAGCUGCACAUGCUGCCAAAACAGUGAAGCACGGGGCAGGGGCUGAAAUAUCCACUGUGAACCCGGAGCAGUACUCGAAACGCUUCAAUGAGUUCAUGUCCAACAUCCUGACGUAGUCAUCUCUACCUUCUGCCAGGGCCAGACUGCUGGACAAGGGGUCGGGAGAGGGAAAGGGUGUGUUUGGGCUAAAGAGGGUAGGGAGCAGAGGGGGGUCAGGAGGGCUUUAGUAGAGGGGCUCAGCCUGUGACACAGGACACAGAGCAGCGCUACAGGGAGACAUGCUGUUUGUGCGUGUGCCCAUAGGAUGUAGCCUUCCUUCCUGCCCGCCCUUGAUAGGCCCCUCCGGGGUUCCCUCUUUGGUAUCUUGUAACCUUUGUGAUACCUUGGGGCUAGAGGUGACUUGGUGGGUUUAUUUGGGUUUGUCUCUGAAAAUCAACGCUCCGGGUUUGCUAUUUAUACUGCUCCACGUUAUCACCCUAGCCGCCCUCCCUGUCCUGUCCGGCUCUCGGUUCCCUUCAGUUAAGACUGGCACAGGGGCCAUGAGCAGCAAGUGCGCUGACCCCGCGAGAGGAGGCCAGAUGUCUCUGGCAGCCAUGUUUUGGUAUCUCCUAGACGGACUUUUGAAUUUCCUGGAGUAUUGUGCAUAGUUUCCCUCCGUGUUUCCACCUUGGGUUCAGGUGAAAUGUCGCAUCCACUUCUCCAUGCUGCCUUCGCGGAAGAACAUUGCAGGCUGACCCCAGCAUCUUGGACCAGAGUCAGAGGCCUCAGGGGGGAACAGGUUCAUCUUCAUGAGAUGGUGAGUGCCCGGAAAGCAGCUGGGCCCUCAGACAGCUGGUUCUCAAAGAACCUGGUGUUCACCAACCCAGCCAUCUGCGCCUCCGACCUGGAACUUUGAUGUCUGUCAAGCCUGCUUCCCACCGGCUCAAGGGGAACUAGAGAGCAUCUUCACAUUAUCAGGACCCCUGUGUUUCAAUGGCUGUUUCUUUUUGGAUAAAAAUCCCAGAAACUAAUACAGGGUCGUGUGCAUCAUCCACAUCCUAACUCCUGACCUCUGCGUGUAGUCACCUGUAACUGGCCUUGGUCAGCGGCAGAGCCCUAAGUACCUGGGUGCUCCCUGCAGAGACACCACUCCGAGCCCCGGCCUACUGUGUAGGUGUCUGGCCCUCCCCCGUGCCUGUGAUUUCUCUACCUGGACAGCUUCAGCCAGCAAGGUGCUCCACCUGAGCUUGCCUGAGUCAUUUGAGGAUGUGACCCAGGAAAGCCUAUUUGGAGGCCAGAUGUGGGGUUUGACCCAUCCCCAGCCUCAGGGCUGAUUUUCCUUGUUGCCCCUCACCCUUUCUGAACUUGGGGUCUGCCUAAAGGCCUCCUUGGGAAAGAGCGACGCACCCUGCAGCCUCCUUCGGGAUUCCGGCCCAGGGCCUCAGAAGGGAGCUACACAAGUCAUUCUAAUUCCACCAGAGCAACUGGUGGCCAGGAAGGAAAAUGGCCCUGUUGGGCUGCACUGGGAGAGGUACAUUCCUGCCUCCUCCCAACCCUCAGAAGGAAUCAGGAAUUUAGGAUGAGAUGGAAAAUGUGUAGAUAACCCCAAAGAUGUGAAGCGGGUUUGUGGAACUAUCUCGGGUGAAUAGUUGACUUCCUGUGACUGCCCCCCAAACUAGCCGAGCUCAGCUUUGGAGAGCAGGAGCCACUGUGCGGUGUCCUCCCAACCCAGCGCUAAAGGAAGCAGUCUUGGGCUUCUUUCCUAGGGUGUCACAUUGGGUCGAAGGCCUGGUGAGGCAGGUGGGAGCCACACUUCUUCCCAAGAAGAGUAUAGAUAAGGUUCUGGGGAGCAGAGCCACAAGGGUCUUAGGGAAGUACUCAGAACCAUUGGUUCAAGGAGAAAUGUUUUAAUUUAGGAGAAGGUUAUAUAGGAAUAAUGUCUGGAUGUGAUUUCCUACCUAACAAUCAAGGGUGAAAAAUCCGGAUCCGCUCCAGUAGCCCCAAGCUUGGAAGGUGAGGUUCCUGGCUGAUCCUGUUGUCAUGCGUAUGAAAAGUGUAACAAUCUUAUCAUGCAACUAUCAGAUCUAACUUGUUUAACAUUGAGUUUGUGGGGAUUUGUUUUUUGUGGGUUUUUUUUUUGUAUAUUGUUUACAAUUUUGAGAGGUAGCAUUCUGUUUCAAAUGCUCUUUGUUUUCCUGACAGUAUUGUUGAGUGGGUCAAAAUAUUUGAGCUGUGGUUUGGUGGACUUUAUUUACAUUGUUUUUUUUAAAAGGUCAUUCUCUGUGCUGUCUCCAAAACCUCUGAUUGCUUUGGCAUUCAUAUGUUUAAAAGCUAUUUAUCUUGGUUCAUACAAGUUUUCUUCCUCUUUGUGACAAAGAUGUGCUAUUUGACUUCAAUCUCAAAGUGAUAUCUCUCUCUCUCUCUCUCUCUCUCUCGCACACACACACACACACACACACACACACACACACACACACACACACCUGCGCCCUCCUCUGAGAUCCCACCAUUCACUUUCUGGACAUCAAGCAAGAGCCAGGAAGAACGGCCCAACCAUCUUAUGGCAUCCAGAAUCAUUUUGGGUCUUCCAGGAGUAGAACUUUAAGAGUAAAGACCCAGACAGUUGGGUGAGGCCUGAGUGCAGAAAGGGGACGGAAUCCUAUCUCAUCAGGCCACUUACCGUGUAGUGUCCAGUUACAACUUCUCUGGUCCCCGCCCCUCUAGUGGAGAGUGAAGCGGAGAAAGUACGCGUCACGUCCAGCUGACGUGAGGGUACUGUGAAGACGCUAACAGACUAAAUGGCCUCAGGCUGUGUUCCCAGUGGAAGGAGCGAGGCUCUGCAGCAACGCUCAAUCUCUCCUCAUCUAGCUCAGGGGUUACUGGUCUGUAGCUGGCGCCAUGAGUGGCCCCCAGGCUGUUCUCAGUGGCUCUCUAGUUCCCCCCACAGGCAGCUCUUCCUCUUCCCUCCCCAAAUCAUUUUUCUUCAUCCUGGGCUUUAGGCAUGAACAGGUCGGGUCCCCUGGUAGUGCUCAGGGCAGAAGCCGCUGGAGUCCUGCCGAGCCCUGCCCUCUUCAGUGUGCCAGGCCUGCCUGGGGAGGUGGACCAAAGACCCAGGACUUCCUCAGUAGCCAGUUCAAUCCCCCAGUUGUCUUUAUCGAUUCAGGUUGAGAGGGAAGAACAUUAGCUGUUUCUAGCACUUGACCUUCUCCAAAGUGUGACAGCGGCUGUGGUUUCCUGAGUUUAGAGACCACCUCUUUGUGGCAGUAAUGGGGGCUGGGGUCCAAAGGGAGACACAUUUAGACAGCUGCUCAAAAUCUGCCAGCCUAGUCCUCCUCUGAAGUAUGCCACUUAGGAAGAGUGAGUAAGACUCAACUGUCCAUCAGCAGGUUGACACCAGGAAGGAGGCUGGGGAAGGGAAUACUAGGAGAGCUUGUCACUUCCCUGCCUGCAGCCAAUUCUGUUAAGGGGGAGUCCUUACAUUUGGGGAGGGGCAUCUGCUCAGCACAUCUUGGCAGCAGGUCAGAACAUUGAACACACAAAAUGUGAAUGAAGUCUGGAUUCGCCUUUGGGACCGCAGGAUUAAAGUACCACCCACCACCUGUGACUUCUCCAUUUCCGGCUGUAAGUUCCAUUUUUUUUAAAUAGGAAUUUUCACCCCUGUGCUUGUCUAAUGUCUGCUCUGAACAGUUCGAGCCCCUGUUACUGUUUUAAAAUGCAUGCGUGUUAAAAUGAAUCUCCAACUGGAGGACAAAAUAAAACUCAAAAAGCUUUGUGUA
This is a messenger RNA of Microtus ochrogaster (prairie vole), 5013 nucleotides long. It is a transcript of the gene Pip4k2b, whose product is annotated as phosphatidylinositol-5-phosphate 4-kinase type 2 beta. Gene Ontology annotation, biological process: phosphatidylinositol phosphate biosynthetic process. NCBI's taxonomy places the organism in Eukaryota, Metazoa, Chordata, Mammalia, Rodentia, Cricetidae. Gene Ontology annotation, cellular component: plasma membrane. Gene Ontology annotation, molecular function: 1-phosphatidylinositol-5-phosphate 4-kinase activity; 1-phosphatidylinositol-4-phosphate 5-kinase activity. The record is from RefSeq and is a predicted model, not a curated record.